This is a messenger RNA of Actinia tenebrosa (Australian red waratah sea anemone), 3555 nucleotides long. Its product is annotated as ras-related protein Rap-1A. Gene Ontology annotation, cellular component: membrane. Lineage: Eukaryota; Metazoa; Cnidaria; Anthozoa; Actiniaria; Actiniidae. The record is from RefSeq and is a predicted model, not a curated record. Gene Ontology annotation, molecular function: GTP binding; GTPase activity. Gene Ontology annotation, biological process: Rap protein signal transduction.
CGUACACGCCCGAUAUUUUGUUCUUAUUUCCAAGAUUGGGAGCGUCUACUUGUCUUGUGUAUAUAGGAGUUGGCUUGAAUUUUCUGUUUAAACAACCACAAUUUUCGCUUUCUAGACUCCCUUACUCAAGAUAAGGUCCCUCACUUUGAAAGCUGUUUCUUUUGAAAAUGCGUGAAUAUAAACUUGUCGUUCUUGGUUCUGGAGGUGUAGGCAAAAGUGCUCUGACAGUUCAGUUCGUUCAAGGGAUAUUUGUCGAGAAGUAUGACCCAACGAUUGAAGAUUCUUAUCGAAAGCAAGUGGAAGUUGAUGCACAACAGUGUAUGUUGGAAAUACUUGAUACAGCAGGCACAGAACAAUUUACAGCAAUGCGUGAUUUAUACAUGAAAAAUGGACAAGGAUUUGUUUUGGUGUACUCCAUAACAGCUCAAUCRACAUUCAAUGAUCUUCAAGAUUUAAGAGAACAAAUCUUAAGAGUUAAAGAUACUGAUGAUGUUCCCAUGGUUCUUGUUGGGAACAAGUGCGACUUAGAAGAUGAAAGGGUUGUAGGUAAAGAUCAAGGUCAAAAUUUAGCUAAGCAAUUUUCAAACUGCACAUUCUUGGAAACUUCAGCCAAGUUAAAAAUCAAUGUCAAUGAGAUAUUUUAUGACUUGGUAAGACAGAUAAACAGAAAAACUCCAGAAGCCAAGAACAGGAAGAAGAAAAAGGGAUGUGUUUUGCUGUAAAUUGAACUAAAGCUGAAAUACCAUCAUGACUGUGUCUGGUUACACAGAUAAACAAUUUGAUUCAGCCAAAAAGAAACUUGUCAAAAACUUCACAUUCCUUAGGCACUGCAUGUCGAGCACAUUACUUGAUAAAAUGUGUAUUUUGAGCUUGUUUUCUGAUGGAGGGAGUUCAUGCAUGGUUGAAAUGCAUUGACAAAGUACAGACGGAGACUGAGGUACAUUCAUAAAGCUUGGUUAGAAGUUUCAUCAUAAAGUAUCAAUAUUUUUUCCUACUAAGAAUUUUUUUUUGCCAAUGUGAGAAAACUUUUCUCUGUAGUUUUAAGAAUUGAUUUGAAUUUUGAUUUAGAAUUGAUUUUGAGAUUUUUAAUUAAUACCCUUUGUGUUUAAAUGAAUGGGAGAGAGUUUUCUGCUUCGAUGUUUUGUCCUUGUAAUAGAUCAAUUUGAUAUAACAGAUCUAAAUAUUCUGGAUUUUCUUCAGUGAAUAGUAACAAGACUACAGUUCUAGAACUACAGACUUUUUUUCAAAUUUUUUAUUCUGAUUUACAAAGUUUUUUUUAACUUGGAACCGUUGUUUUGUUGCACCAUAGCUAAUAAUCUAUUAACUAUUGUUGCACKUAAGAAACAUCCAGAUUCUACUUCUUUCCCAAUGAUUUAUUUAUAGUUUUGUUCAUCUAAUAAUAUUAUUUUAACACAACAUUUAUUGUUAUGGAUCAUAAUGAUCAGUUAUGUAGUACGUCGAUUCAUAGACCUGUGACAUCUUGAUGCAGGGCUUCAAAUAAAAGCUGGCCAUGAUUACUGGCCAAAAUUAGUUUUAGCUCGGCCAUUUCUGGCUCAAAAUAGUUGGUCAAAGUUAUACUGGAAAGUGAAGGAUCAGCCUUUGUUUUUAGCCUUGUUAUAAUGUAUAAAUGCGAACAAGAUAUUUUUUGUUUUUUUAUUGUCACUAAUGCUCCAAUUUUGGUCUUUUGGUUCAUUUCUUUUGUUUUUAAUAACCUCACAUGAAAUUCUAUGAUCUGACAAGCCUUUAACUCAAGGGGAUCUCUCUGGAAAGGCAACCAUCAUUUGUUAGUUUUGACUAUGGUCAUCACUUACAUGCAGAACAAAUUAACAAAUUUCAAUAACAAGUUGACAAAUUUUUACUAAAUACGAUAACUAUUCACUGAGUGUGAUAGAUACAUCUUGCUGCUUUACCUCUGACAGGGGCUUGCUCUAAAUAUUAAAUUUAAACUUUAAAAUAAUAGCCAAUUYGUGUUAUUUUGGUUGAGUAGUCAACAACAAUAUAGGCUCAAAGGAAAAAUAGUUACAAUCAUUCCAUGUUUCCUUAACCUGUAUGUAGCCCAAUUUGUACCUUGCCGACUGCAUGCACGCUGUUUCCUUGGAGCGUCUAUAAUGUGUGCAAGCACUCUUCUAGAAUAGCGAAAAUGGGCCAUUAUAAGAAGAAUUGAUUUGAAAAUGAAUUUGACUGAAUGACGAUAUAUUAUGAAUCACUCCAUGAUUAUUAAUUUAGAAAUGAGUAGUUUUAAGACAGUUUUAUAAAUUAUUACUGACAUACUAAUACUGUAGCAAGUUUAAUAAACCACAGGGAUAGCCACCCAAUCUUUUUUUCUUGAACGAGUUUGAAAAAAAUAUGGUUGUGUAGCCACUAGCAACAUUAACACCAUAAUCAUUGACUUCUGUUUUAGAGGAAAUAUUGCCAUUGCCUGAAGAUGUAAUAGAAAUCUGUAAAAAAAAGCACCCCAACAUUUUGGGUUAUGAUUCUCAUGGGGGAAAACCUACAUAGCACCCUCAGUUGAUUUAAUGUGUUCAGAAAGUCUAGAAUGCAAGCAAUAUAACCAUGAAACUUUAGUAAUACUAAAUACCACAAUUUCAAGCAAAUUCCAUUGUUUUCUAUUAUUUUAAUUAGCACUAUUUUGUACUAUUUAGUAAUUAGUGUUUCAYGGAUUAAUUGUUUGCACUCUAUUGUAUAUUAUUGUCGUUCUAUCUAUAUUGUAUUGGGUGUGAUUCAUCGUAUUUUUAUGAUAACAUUAUAUCACAUGCUUGCUAUGUGGGUCCUCCCAUUCUCAUAGUGCUAUCUCAUUCAGAAUAUUCAUCUGCUAAAGCACAAGUUUUCCAUAGAAUUUUUCUGGCUGACAGCACAUGCUGGUCUGUAUUUUACCACUAUGCAGAGCAGAUGAUGAGAUGCAAAGACUUUUCUUGACUAAUCGAAAACCAGCAACUUGCCAAACAUACCCUUAGUAUUUCUAAAAAUGUGAAAGUCAAUUUAAGAUGCUAACUUGGCUUUUUCUUGUGAUAUACUCCUAUAUCAUGCUUGCGUGGCAGUAUAUUUGAAUUAAUUGAAAAAGGCAUUUGCUAUCAAAUUUGUCACAUCCAUAGUUAAGUAAAACUGCAAAAUUUCGUUAAGAUUUCCCUUAAAACUGAAGAAGAUAUACAUUUUUUGAAACUCAGUAUUUUUUGGAAUGUUUACGAAGAAAUGUAUGUGCCCAGCCUGAUAACGAGGCUUUUGUGUAUGCCAUGCCCAUACAUUUCUUUGCAAAAAGAAAAUGCUUAAAGUUUCAAAAAUUCAUUUCUGAAUCAGUAAAAGGGCAUUCUCUAUAAAACUUUGCARUUUUAGUAUUAUUAAUCUAACGAGUUUGAUGGUAAACUCCUUUCUCGGGUAAAUCAAAACAAUUGUAUUUUCACUCUCCCAUGUGAUAUAGGUAUAUUAUUGACGUAUGAAAAGUUGGACAACCAUGUAAUGUAUACCAGGCUUCCUGUCAGAUUUUUUGAGCUUGUUGCUUUUCUUUCCCAAUAUCUUUGUACAGCGUGAUAUAAAUAAACACAAUUAAUUUAUUCAGUA